GGAAUCAGAGCACAGAGCAGCGGAUCAGAUUCUCAGCUACAAGCAUCUCUUGGAUCACAGCUCCACAGCAUCACCUCCUAAUGCAGCCACAAGGCAACCCUAAAUAUAGAAACAUCCUAAUUAGGCACAUAAACGGCAGGAAUUAAGAUGGAAAACUUCUCUAUGAAUUUCUUCUCCAACUCGUCGAGGAGGUCAGAGUGGCUGAAUGGGUCGAUGCCUCAGAUCAUUCCCAACUUUUAUCUGGCGUUGCCUAUCAUCUAUUCCAUCAUCUGUGCUGUCGGACUGACAGGAAACACUGCUGUUAUUUAUGUGAUUCUCAAGGCACCAAAAAUGAAGUCUGUAACCAACAUUUUCAUCCUGAACUUGGCCAUCGCCGACGAACUCUUCACUCUGGUAUUGCCCAUUAACAUAGUUGAUUAUUUGUUACUGCAGUGGCCCUUUGGUGAGUUUAUGUGCAAGUUAAUUAUAUCCAUUGACGAGUACAAUACCUUUUCCAGCCUCUACUUUUUAACGGUCAUGAGCAUUGACAGAUAUCUUGUGGUUGUUGCAACUGUAGAGUCUAAAAAGUUAUCUUACCGCACCUACAGGGCUGCUAAAAUUGUAAGUCUCUGCAUAUGGAUUUUUGUUACUAUCAUAAUAUUGCCUUUUGUUGUUUUUGCCAAGAUUCACAAGGAGCACGGUCGCUUGCAGUGUCUAUUUGUAUUUCCUAAUCCAGAAAGCCUGUGGUGGCAAAUGAGUCGAAUCUACACUCUUAUCAUGGGCUUUGCAAUCCCUGUGUCCACCAUCUGCAUUCUGUAUACCAUGAUGCUUUACAAAUUGAGAAAAAUGCGCCUAAACACGAACGCAAAAGCCUUAGAUAAAGCUAAGAAGAAAGUGACUUUCAUGGUUAUAGUCAUCUUAGCAGUGUGUCUCUUCUGCUGGACUCCGUACCAUCUCAGCACCGUGGUGGCCCUAACUACAGACAUCCCACAGACUCCGGCAGUGCUUGGAAUAUCCUUAUUUAUAACAAGCUUGAGUUAUGCAAACAGCUGCCUCAACCCUUUCCUCUAUGCCUUUUUAGAUGAUAGUUUUAGAAAAAGCUUUAGGAAAUUGUUAGAAUGCAGAUCAUCAUAAUGAGCAACUUGAUCAAUAUAGGGUUUAAAUAUAUAUAUAUAUCUAGCAAGUUAAAUGUACUUGUCCUGCUCCUAUUCUAUGGGGUCAGUUUUACAGCCUCAAAGUUGCUGGCCCCUUUAUUUAACUCUGUAACUGCUGUUGACAAAGCAGGCUUGAAUUCUGAGCACUGGAUUGACAAAAACAUUUAAGGGUUUAAAAUACCCCUAUAAUUAAAGAUAACUGGGAUGUACAGGAGCAUCUGAAUAAUAUACUGUAGAUAUUUUAUUUUCAUGUAUGCAGAUAUGAUGCCUUUCUGCAAUUAUAUUGUAUGCAUUUGCAACUGGAUAGGCUGCAAUUCAUAUGCAUACCCAGCUCUGCUUGUGAUUGGUUUUGAGGAAAUAAAGUUGCUAUAUGAAAAGAUAUAGCUUCACAUGAGCUUCACUUUGGGACAAUAGGGCUUUUAUAAUUGCUGCACAAUUUUAAUUUUAUUGUUGCAUCUUUAUAUAUAUAUAUAUAUAUACACACACAUAAACACACACACAUACACACACACACACAUAUAUAUAUAAUUUUGAAAGUCAAGCAGCAAGUUAGUUUGAGAAGAAAAACAUGGAUGUGUCUAGUAAUGAAGAUGAUUAUGGAAUACCAAAUGAAAUGUUUUUGAGUGCCUUGCUUUAUUCAGAUGCAGUAUGAACUGGAUAACUGUAUGCUUCAAAAUAAAAAACAUUGCUCAGUUACCCAAAA
Messenger RNA from Xenopus tropicalis (tropical clawed frog), 1836 nucleotides. It is a transcript of the gene npbwr1, whose product is annotated as neuropeptides B/W receptor 1. Gene Ontology annotation, cellular component: membrane; plasma membrane. Lineage: Eukaryota; Metazoa; Chordata; Amphibia; Anura; Pipidae. The coding region runs from base 148 to 1113 and encodes 321 amino acids. The record is from RefSeq and is a predicted model, not a curated record. Gene Ontology annotation, molecular function: neuropeptide receptor activity; G protein-coupled opioid receptor activity; G protein-coupled receptor activity. The transcript has 2 exons. Gene Ontology annotation, biological process: signal transduction; G protein-coupled opioid receptor signaling pathway; G protein-coupled receptor signaling pathway.